ACUUAUUGAUCUCAAAUAUAAUCAUGUGAGCGAUUAUAUAAUCAUGUUUGCAUCUGUUAUUACAGUUUUAGUGUAUUUCACUGUGUCCAGUUUUGCAACUAACGUAGAGGGCUAUAAACCUGUGAUACAGAAAACAGUCGAGGCUUUCUUUAUUGAUAGAUCUGACACCAUUUACCCAGGCCCUUGCGAAGUAUUAAUUCCGUCUAUAAGACAAUCAAAAAUAUGCAAAAGACACCCCGGCCUAUCAAAUAUUUUGCAAUUAGCGAAGAAUCAAGCUAUAACAGCCUGCGAGGACACCUUUCAGUAUGAUCGUUGGAAUUGUUCCCUUGUUUAUAACCAGAAACGUAGACGAAGCGUUUUCAAUAAAAUUUACAGAGAAACUGCAUUUAUUUACGCAUUAGUAGCAGCUUCUAUCACCCAUGCAGUUGCAAAAGCCUGCUCAUCUGGUGAUUUAGAACGAUGUUCCUGCAUGGGAACCUUGAGGAACUCUUCAUGGCAAAUAAGAGGGUGUGGCGACGAUUUUAAAUAUGGAAAGAAGUUAACAAAGAACUUUUUAGACUUCAAACAUGCUGGCACGGAUCAAAUAGCCGAAAUGUUAAAACAGGAUGUUAAUAUUGGUAUAGACGUCAUUGGGGAACAGUUGAAAGAAGUAUGUAAAUGCCAUGGAUUUUCUGGCUCAUGUACGACGAAAACUUGUUGGAAAAAGUUGGGGCCUUUCAGCUCAGCGAUGGGCCUAUUAAAGAAACAUUAUCAUCACGCAAUUAAAACUAAACUUAUGAACUAUACGACGAAGCGAGCGAUUGCUCCAAAAGUAAGGAGAAAAAUGGAGUCUGUAAAGAAAAAUUUGCUUUACUUUCAGAAGACUCCGAAUCUUUGUGUGAGAACGAAGGGUAGGGUUUGUAAAGAUAGACAUAAUUGUGUGACCCUGUGUUGUGGAAGAGGGUACGAGGUUCAGCAAAGAUCUGUGAAACGAAGAUGUCGGUGUAAAAUGGUGGAUUGUUGUGUUGUGAAAUGUGAUACUUGCGUUGAGGAGACAGACUAUUUUGUAUGCAAAUAGUGUUCUUGUAAAUUAAUCAAAUACUUGUUGUUUUUUGUACAUUGCACAGCUAUUAUAUUUGUUGUAUUAUACGAAGUGAUAUAAAUAAAUUAUUUUAACUAGGAGUAACUACAUAAUAUAUACCUACGUAUUUAUUGGGGGUCAAUUUAAUUAGGUACAUAAUAUAUUCAAUGAAUAAUCGAAUAUUCGAUCUCUCUUGUGUAAUUUUAUAAACGGUUUCGUAAACCUUAAGUAUGCUUAGAUAAAUUGGACGUAAUUCAAGAAAAACGUUCCACACCACAAUCAUGUCGAAAUUGAGUUAAGAACACAAAACUGGUCA
Messenger RNA from Leptidea sinapis, 1376 nucleotides. RefSeq names its product protein Wnt-4 (gene Wnt4). Lineage: Eukaryota; Metazoa; Arthropoda; Insecta; Lepidoptera; Pieridae. Bases 44 to 1057 code for a protein of 337 amino acids. The transcript is spliced from 2 exons. Gene Ontology annotation, molecular function: frizzled binding; cytokine activity. The record is from RefSeq and is a predicted model, not a curated record. Gene Ontology annotation, cellular component: extracellular region. Gene Ontology annotation, biological process: canonical Wnt signaling pathway; neuron differentiation; cell fate commitment.